Erinaceus europaeus (western European hedgehog) is the source of this 2207-nucleotide messenger RNA. RefSeq names its product selenophosphate synthetase 2 (gene SEPHS2). NCBI's taxonomy places the organism in Eukaryota, Metazoa, Chordata, Mammalia, Eulipotyphla, Erinaceidae. Gene Ontology annotation, biological process: L-selenocysteine biosynthetic process. Gene Ontology annotation, molecular function: ATP binding; selenide, water dikinase activity. The transcript has a single exon. The record is from RefSeq and is a predicted model, not a curated record. Gene Ontology annotation, cellular component: cytoplasm.
CAAGAAGGUGGGAGUGCGCGGAGUGGCGCGAGCGCAGCGCCGCGAGCCGGGUCCGGGCGCGUCCGCGGUGGUGUCUGACUGUUACCCCGACUCGCUCGAGUGGGGACGCCGGCGCCCGCGCCUCUUCUCUCUCCGGCUCCCCGCCCGACGGACGCGAUGGCGGAUUCCGGGGCGGCCGGCGCGGGCGGAGAGGCGAUGGCGGCGGUGGAAGGCUCCCUGGGCCCGGCGGGCUGGUGUCUCGGCCGCGGCUUCUCGAGCUACCGGCCCUUCGAGCCCCAGACGUUGGGGCUGAGCCCCAGCUGGCGGCUGACGGGCUUCUCCGGCAUGAAGGGCUGAGGCUGCAAGGUCCCCCAGGAGACGCUGCUCAAACUCCUGGCGGGACUGACGCAGCCGGACGCGCGGCCGCUGGGCCGGGCUCCGCUCGGAGGCCUGGAGGAGGCGGCCCAGGAAGCCGGGCUGCCCAUCGGGACCGAGGCCAGCCCCGCAUCUCCAUCCCUGGGCAUCGGGCUGGACUCGUGUGUCAUCCCCCUGCGGCACGGGGGCCUGUCGCUGGUGCAGACCACGGACUUCUUCUACCCGCUGGUGGAGGACCCCUACAUGAUGGGGCGCAUCGCCUGCGCCAACGUGCUGAGCGACCUGUACGCCCUGGGCAUCACGGAGUGCGACAACAUGCUGAUGCUGCUGAGUGUCAGCGAGAGCAUGACCGACGAGGAGCGGGACAAGGUCGUGCCCCUGAUGGUCAGGGGCUUCCGGGACGCGGCCGAAGAAGGCGGGACGGCGGUGACGGGCGGUCAGACGGUGGUGAACCCGUGGAUCAUCGUCGGCGGGGUGGCCACGGUGGUGUGUCAGCCCAACGAGUUCAUCAUGCCCGACAGCGCGGUCGUCGGGGACGUGCUGGUGCUGACCAAGCCCUUGGGGACCCAGGUGGCCGUCAACGCCCACCAGUGGCUGGACCACCCCGAGAGGUGGAAUAAGAUCAAGAUGGUGGUCUCCAAGGAGGAGGUGGAACUGGCCUACCAGGAAGCCAUGUUCAACAUGGCCACCCUCAACAGAACGGCCGCGGGCCUGAUGCACACAUUCAACGCCCACGCGGCCACCGACAUCACGGGCUUCGGCAUCCUGGGCCACGCGCAGAACCUGGCGAAGCAGCAGAGGAACGAGGUGUCCUUCGUCAUCCACAACCUGCCCAUCAUCGCCAAGAUGGCGGCCAUCAGCAAGGCCAGCGGGCGCUUCGGGCUCCUGCAGGGCACCUCGGCGGAAACCUCUGGAGGCCUGCUCAUCUGUCUGCCGCGAGAGCAGGCAGCUCGCUUCUGUUCCGAGAUCAAAUCUUCCAAGUACGGAGAAGGCCACCAGGCGUGGAUCGUGGGCAUCGUGGAGAAGGGUAACCGGACGGCCCGGAUCAUUGAUAAGCCCAGAGUUAUCGAAGUCCUACCUCGAGGAGCCUCCGCAGCUGCUCUUGCUCCGGACAGUUCCAGCGCCUCUGCAGAGCCAAGCUCGUGAGAUGGGACCGCAGUUGUCUGUACUGCAGAGCAGCCAUCCAGCCAUCCCCAAGGACUGACUUUAAGAACUUUCCGAACAAGGCUGCCUGCAUCUUAGUUUGGCCCAGCAGAAGUCAAAACAUUCCAAGACCAAAAGUAACAUUUUGACUUUGUAAGGGGGAGGUUUGUUCACCAUUUGCAGCAAAGCCGGGUUCCUCUUUCUAAGAGUAAGAUGCGGCUACUCAGGCAUGAGGGUUUUUUUUUUUUUUUCUUUUUCUUGGUACUGAAUUCGAUUCACUUCUGCACAGGGAAUGGGAUUAUUAAAAUUACAUACACCAAAAAAAAAAUUGUAAAAACAAACAAAAAAAAUACUUAGAUCCGAAGCAAACCAGUUUGGACCAAUGCUAUUGACAAAUCUGAAUUGUGCAGAGAAAUCUUAUAAUGCAGUGUCAAAUUCUUUAUUACAUUUGUCUGAAAGUCUGGCUCUUUCCUGCUCUGGACAAGAAUUGAGCAGCUUGUCCAGUGACUGGGAAAGGAAAACCUGAUGCGGUCUGACUUGGGCUCUGUUCAUGACGUCUCUCCCUCUAAACCCCAUUAAGGGCUGGGAGACUCAGAGCAACCCCCAGAGCCCAGGUCUUGAUGGCCAUUACGACGUUAAACCUCGCACUGAAAAUUGCUGGUGAUUUAAUAGAUUUCUAGUGAAAUAAAAAGUACUCUGUUGAAAACCUG